AUGCCCCAACCAUUUGUGUUUCCCAACCCCAGGGACGACUCCUUCCACCCCAGCGAUGAUGACGGCUAUCCCUACAACCGCAUGACUCGAACUGAGGAUAUAGAAGCAAAACCAAGCGGUUUCAAGGGUGUUUGGUGCGAAGCCACCUUCCCUCGUCCCUAUAUCCCCGCUAGAGAACUCCUCGCAAAUGUCGACGCAACCCAGAAGUCUAUGAUCCUGGCAAAACCUGAAGAAUACAUUCCCCUCACUGUCUUUGGUGGUGGUGCUUUCUACAGACAGUACGAAACAUUCAAGGAAUCCCACCUCAUCCUCCAACAAUGGCUUAGAGACGCGGAAUUCCCAGAUGAGCAAUCGAAAAACCUCAAAGUCCAUGUUCUAGCAGCGGAAAGAAAGGUCUACUCAGCUUUUGAGCUCCCUAACACCAUCAUUCUCGAAGGGGCGACCCCUGACGUCCGCAAGUGGAUUGAGAACAUCGCCGUGCUCUCCCUUGCAUCUCCAGGUGCCACUUUUUUCGCUCACUCUUUCGACAAAGAGAACGUAUCGUGGGUUGUGAUGAAUCUCCAAGCGGGUACCAACAGCCAGGUCGUCGAUGACCCUGUGUUCAUGAAAGAAGUUCUAGCUGUAGUCCUCGAGACUCUGUGGAAGAACAAAGGCGUCCUUGGCUGGUUUAAGAAGUUCAUCCAGACUCGUUCGUCUGACCCCCAACUGAUGGGCAAAACAGUUGAGCAAGUACUCUACGACGUCACCAAGACAUACCGCAUCACUUACAUUACGAGCGGAAAUGCUCAGAAGAAAAUUGAGGCCCGCUAUCAAAUCCAUGGUCGCCAACCUACCGAUAACCCGAAGGAACUACACUUCCUAGCCGAAAGUCUCCGAAAGAUCGUUUUCAACGUUGGUUUCAGCCAAUACUCGGUCGACAAGAGGAUCAUCAAGUGCGUUUGGUGUGGUCAAUCGAACCAUGCUCGCUUCACGUGCCCCUACCCCCAAAUCCCUGGCUUCCUCGGAAUGAACGAUGACGAGAUGAAGAAGUUUUUCGAUGAAGCAAUGAGAUGGGAUCAGAGUGCUGCCUCUCAAAAGGAAAAGGAGAAGGCUAGGAAAGCGAGAGGGGAGAAAGACCCCCUCCCAGACGAUGGAUUCUCCUUGGUUCGAGGGACAUCAUUCAGGGCAAAUUUCAGGACGAACUUCGGGCGCGGUAACACACCGAGAGGCUUGAGAGGCUCCAACAAUUACCGUGGAAACUACCGAGGUGGAUAUCACGGAGGAAAUGAUAACAGUUUUCGAGGGGGAGGAUAUAGAGGCUACUCUCGGGGAGAAUACCGAGGUAGCAGCUGUGGACCCCAUAGAGGGGGAGGCUACUCACGAGGAGGGCGCCAGAGCAACCCUCAAUAUGAGGACUACUAUUUUGUAGAAGGCGACGAGUAUUAA
Molecule: messenger RNA, 1425 nt
Organism: Marasmius oreades (fairy-ring Marasmius)
Lineage: Eukaryota; Fungi; Basidiomycota; Agaricomycetes; Agaricales; Marasmiaceae
Exons: 1
Coding region: 1-1425 (474 amino acids)
Source: RefSeq, a predicted model, not a curated record